Messenger RNA from Prinia subflava (tawny-flanked prinia), 1151 nucleotides. RefSeq names its product probable G-protein coupled receptor 141. Gene Ontology annotation, biological process: G protein-coupled receptor signaling pathway. Bases 3 to 914 code for a protein of 303 amino acids. The transcript has a single exon. Gene Ontology annotation, molecular function: G protein-coupled receptor activity; oxysterol binding. NCBI's taxonomy places the organism in Eukaryota, Metazoa, Chordata, Aves, Passeriformes, Cisticolidae. Gene Ontology annotation, cellular component: membrane. The record is from RefSeq and is a predicted model, not a curated record.
GGAUGCUUAACAGUUGCAUAACCCAACAGAACCAUUCCUCCAAUGGCACAGUGCCAGACUCCUCAGAGAAGCUCCACGCUGUUCUGAUAAUCCUGUACAUCAUCAACCUGGCUGGUGGCACCCUCGGGGUCAUCAUGAUGUCCCAACAGCUGUUCCAGAGGAGAUCACAGUCUGUGAUGACCAUGAUCAUCACCAGCCUCCUGGUGCUGCACAGCUUCAUGCUCCUCAGCAUCCCCUUCCGCCUCAGCUACUACAUUUUGGGGGAGUGGAAAUUCGGGAGGUUUGCAUGCCGGCUGGCGAGCGCCAUCAUCUACCUGCACAUGUACGCCACCUUCGCCUUCUACGUGGCCAUCGUCACAGCCCGCCUGCUCCGCCUGGAGCUCCGGAGGUGCUGCACCGCGGCCUGGGUGGGGGCUGUCUGGCUGCUGGGAGCGCUGGUGAUCACCCCUGUUCUCCUCUCCUACUACGGCACCUCCAAGAUGUACCGCCCCUCCGAGUGCUUCCAGUUCCACAGGGAGCUGCGGGAGGCUCACAUGGUGAUCGCCAACUACUGCCUGGCUGGGAUCUUGGUGGCAGUGUGUGCCGUGCUCACCGGAAUCCAGCUGGCUGUGAUCUACAGAGCAGCUCUGAAAUACUGGCCUGACAUUAACUCUCGCGUGGAAUUCAGGGCUCAGGCAAAGAGUUUCUUCUUCAUCCUGGUAACAUUAGUCUGCUUUAUGCCUCAUCAUGUAUUCAGAGUGUAUUAUAUCCAAAACUACAACCUCGAUAAAGACCAUAAGCUACUCCUAUACAAUGAGGUUUUUUUAGCUUUAGCAACAAUGUGCUGCCUGGAUAUGUUGUGCUUCAUAGCAGGAAUAGCCCACAGAACUGUGAACCAGGAAGUCCAGCUGCAGUGUGUCAAUACUGGCUUUUGAGAGAAAUAAAACUGUUGGGAUUUUCCUGAGCUAGGAAGACUGGUGAGUUUAUGGAUGUCUCUAUAGGUCUACAGCAUUGUUUGGCUUUUGCAGGCCAGUAAGAUUCCUCUUUCACAAGCUACUCUUUUUUAUUUUAUCUCUACAAGGCAGACCCACUUGAGUCUUACUCAAAUCUUGACCUAAGUGCCAUGCCCUGAAGCUUCAUUGAGAUUGUCCUCAGCUGUCCUUCUCUAGAAA